This is a messenger RNA of Parathielavia appendiculata, 787 nucleotides long. RefSeq lists its product as uncharacterized. The record is from RefSeq and is a predicted model, not a curated record. The coding region runs from base 215 to 787 and encodes 190 amino acids. Lineage: Eukaryota; Fungi; Ascomycota; Sordariomycetes; Sordariales; Chaetomiaceae. The transcript is spliced from 3 exons.
CGUUGGCAGGUGGCGUGGGCGCCCGUCAGCUCAAAGCCAGUGACUUGAUUCCGCAACGCAGUGCUAGUCGCAAUUCCAAUCGAGCGUCCUUUUGGUCAGGAACAAGACCCAGACGAGUUGAUGAUGGACUUGGAAGCGGCCGUGAUGGGUUGGCAGCGACGGCGAUAGCAGAGGCGUACAGAAGUAUACGACUGAUGGUGGAGAAGGUGGCAGGAUGUGGAAGAGGCGGUGGGUGGCAGCGGGAAGGUUGAAUGAGGAAACGGGAGAUGGUCAUUCAUCAAGCAGAGACGCCUUGGUUGGCGAGCUGGGGGGAGCGCCGACGGAAGAUGCAGGCAGCGGCUGGUGGGCCGUGGAAGUGACCAGAAAUGCUGGGACAACAGUGGCCGGAUUGUCAUCACAGCGGGCUAAGUGCCCACCAUCGAUCAAAGGGGGCAUGGCCUUGGCUGAGCCCAGCGCCCUCGUGCCUGCCACGAAAGGCGAGACAUGGGUGGUGGCCAACGGAAAUGUGGAUCGUCGAGUUGAGAACGGCACGGCACAUACUGGUCAGAGCGCUGGGAAAGACAAGGGCAAGCACGCAUUAAGUCGCCUCUACACAUUCAGUUCCGUUCCAGUGGCUCCACACGCCAGCUGGUUAUGCUGCGACUCGCAUGCCCCAUUCUCCAAAUGGGGACCUGCUCACGAUGGGGUAUCCGGCAAUGUCCGCUUAAUGAUGAGUCGGCCAGAUUCCUGGCGGACAACCGGAUACUCGGCGAUGGCCACAUGGUUGCGCGAGAUUGCGCGGCCAUGA